This is a messenger RNA of Corythoichthys intestinalis (scribbled pipefish), 3058 nucleotides long. RefSeq names its product bone morphogenetic protein 4 (gene bmp4). Gene Ontology annotation, biological process: BMP signaling pathway. The transcript has 4 exons. Bases 428 to 1636 code for a protein of 402 amino acids. Gene Ontology annotation, cellular component: extracellular region. NCBI's taxonomy places the organism in Eukaryota, Metazoa, Chordata, Actinopteri, Syngnathiformes, Syngnathidae. The record is from RefSeq and is a predicted model, not a curated record. Gene Ontology annotation, molecular function: cytokine activity; growth factor activity.
CUGUCUCAUUUCGGACACGUCCCUCCUGCGCACCGCCUCGUUUCGUCUCUUUUCACUUCCCACACGCAUCCAUCCCUCCCUAAAGCCGAGAAGCGGCGCCGGUUGACCCGCUUAGAGGUCCUAGCUAACGCCGCUUCGCAUCUGGAAACACCUUGAAAAGGAUUUAAUGAGCAACAAAGUCGUCCAGUUUCCCAUUUAAAGCUGAGUUUUCAUGAACGUAUCCAAUAUUCCUGGACUUUAUUGCUGAAUUACGUCAGUCUUGAUAGUAGCUUGUUCGGACCUGGACCUCUACUGAUGGAACAGGCUCAUUCCUCCGUUCUCCUGCAGCCGCCAAACGCCACCUAACAUUUCCUGGAAGAACGUGCCCGCCGCCUGCUCCCAACAAACAUGGACUGUUUUCCCAUGCUUUAUUUUCUGUCGAGACAUCAUGAUUCCUGGUAAUCGAAUGCUGAUGGUCCUUUUCAUAUGCCAAGUCCUGCUGGGAGAGAGCAACCAUGCCAGUUUAAUACCUGAAGAAGGAAAAAAGAAAGUGCCUGGCCUGCAGGGUCGUUCGGACGCUCAGAGCCAUGAACUGCUGCGGGACUUUGAGGCCACCCUGCUGCACAUGUUCGGCCUCAAGAGGCGGCCCAGGCCCAGCCGCUCGACCGCCGUGCCACGUUACCUGUUGGACCUGUACCGGUCGCAGUCCGGGGAGGGAGAGGAGACCGGGGACGAUGGCCAAAUCGUCUUUGAGUACCCGGAAAGGUCGGCCAGCCGAGCCAACACUGUGAGGGGCUUCCACCAUGAAGAGCACAUGGAAAGGGUGCACGAUUUGGAUGAUGGUGAGGCUCAGCCCUUGCGUUUCCUGUUCAACCUCAGCAGCAUACCGGAAGAUGAGCUGCUCUCCUCUGCCGAACUGCGCCUCUACCGGCAUCAGAUGUCCGAAGCGGGCGACGACAACGACAACGCGGGCCUCCAACGGAUCAAUGUAUACGAGGUGCUGAAGGCCCCACGGCCCGGUCAGCUCAUCACGCAGCUCCUGGACACGCGGCUGGUGCGGCACAACGCAUCACGCUGGGAGAGCUUCGACGUCAGCCCCGCUGUGCUGCGAUGGACUCGUGAGCGCCGCCCCAAUCACGGGCUGGCCGUGGAGGUCCUACACCUGAACGGGACGCCGCACCGCCGGGGCGAGCACGUCCGCGUCAGCCGCUCGCUCCACCGGGAGCCCGGCGAGGACUGGGAGCAGAUACGGCCCCUCUUGGUGACGUUCGGCAACGACGGCAAAGGUCACCCUUUGACCAAGCGGACCAGGCGCAGCCCCAAGCAGCGCGGGCGGAAGCGCAACCGCAACUGCAGGCGCCACGCGCUCUACGUCGACUUUAGCGACGUAGGCUGGAAUGACUGGAUAGUGGCGCCCCCUGGCUACCAGGCCUACUACUGCCAUGGGGAAUGCCCCUUCCCUCUGGCAGACCACCUCAACUCCACCAACCAUGCCAUUGUCCAGACACUGGUGAACUCUGUGAACAACAACAUUCCCAAGGCCUGCUGUGUGCCCACGGAGCUGAGCGCCAUCUCAAUGCUAUACCUGGACGAACACGAGAAGGUGGUGCUGAAAAACUACCAGGAAAUGGUGGUGGAGGGCUGCGGAUGCCGCUGACUGGCGAGCUAACCCAGACUCAGACUAAACAACCCCCGUUAAGAUCUUUUCUAAAAAGUUUUUCGCUUGGACCCUUAUUUAUAACUUUUACAUGGAGGUGUACUUUUGUCUCAUACUUUUUUGUUCCUUUGAUAAUAUGAUCAUAUAUUUUGACAAAAAAUAUAUAUAUAUAUUUAUAUCGACAUAUAAAAAAUAAAUUGAGUCCUUAUUUUAAACAUGGGGAAAAAAUGCUGUACAACUUCAUCAUGUACAUUAGAUUGUAUACAGUAUGUUUUUUAUUGAUGAAAAAGUAAAGACGUAAAAAGAAUCUAAAGGAGUUCAUUUACUGUUAAUUUUUUUUUUUUUUUGCUUUCACCAGCUUUUUCCUACCCAAAGAAACAUUUUAUGAAUUAGAGAAGACCCAUUUGACAAUGAAAGGAGUGUAAUUUUCCAAUUGCAGCGGUACCUCGACAUACGAUCGCUUCGAGACACAAUCUUUUCGACAUCCGACGUAAAAUUUGACUCGCCAUUUGUCUCUGCAUCCGACAACAUGCUCGAAAUACGGUGAUUUUAGACAGCGCCGCAGUUUCGUUUUCCCGCAAGACGGACGCACGGCGAAUUUUCUUGUGAGAGAAAUCAACAUGGGUUCCAAGAAGGUUAGGUGGUGAAAAAAGGAAAAAGGUGAUGUUUACUACUGAAAUGAAGAUGGAAAUGAUAGAAAAAUAUGAGCGUGGUGUGCGCGUCCGGGAACUGUCUCGACAAUACGGCCGUAGAACGUCUCUGAUCUUGACGGUCCUCCUCCGCCUUCCGUUCGCCAGUCUUUAUAAGUUAAGGUGACAAUUAUUAUGGUGGUAACAUCGCCAAAGAAAUCCCCAUCGUCAGAUUUUUAAUCGUUAACUUCUGAACUUGUGCAACACAACAUGCCUACUGUCCGCCGCAGAUGACGCCAACAACAACAUUAAAAGAGAAAGUAAAAUCUCUACCGCAUCUAUCUCAGUCACAUCAGCCAUGCGGUGCGUUCAGGUACAGCACGCAAAACACAUCCACCACAUUAGAACCUGAUUCGUUACAUUAUUACUAGGGUUGUUCCGAUCAGGUUUUUUUGCUCCCGAUCCGAUCCCAAUCGUUUUAGUUUGAGUAUCUGCCGAUCCCGAUAUUUCCCGAUCCGAUUGCUUUUUUUGCACCCGAUUCAAUUCCAAUCAUUCCCGAUUAUUUUUCCCGAUCAUAUACAUUUUGGCGAUGCAUUAAGAAAAAAAUGAAUAAAACUCGGACGAAUAUAUUCAUUCAACAUACAGUACGUAAGUACUGUAUUUGUUUAUUAUGACAAUAAAUCCUCAAGAUGGCAUUGACAUUAUUAACAUUCUUUCUGUGAGAGGGAUCCACGGAUAGAAAGACUUGUGACUUUGUAUAUUGUGACUAAAUAUUGCCAUCUAGUGUAUUUGU